UGUUCCACCGUUGUUGUGUAACAAAGUUUGUUUCGAUGCACUGCCGGUUCUGUUAAAUUUAUGAUGAAAUUAUCACAAUAUUAGAGAAACGAUCUUCCUCCGAACCAUUUUCAACUAAUAGUAACGUCUCAGGUUUACCGUUGCUCUGCUACACCUCAGUAUGGCAAAGUACAUCGCCCAAAUCAUCGUACUUGGUGGUCAGAUCAUAGGAAAAGCAUUUUCCCGAGCACUGAAACAGGAGAUAGCAGCAUCACAGGAAGCUGCUAAACGAGCCGGAGGAGGACAAAAAGGACAGAGUCGAGCGGCAGCCAACCUAAGAACUGGAAUGACGCUGGAGGAAGCACAAGAAAUUCUAAAUGUGCAAAAACUGGACCCCGAGGAGGUGAAGAAAAACUACGAACAUCUGUUCAACGUGAACGAUAAGUCGAAGGGUGGAUCAUUCUAUCUGCAAUCGAAAGUGUUCCGAGCAAAAGAGCGGAUAGACCAAGAGCUAAAGGAAGCGAAACCACCAGAAGGAGAGAAAACUGAUACUGGCACGGGGCAGGAACAGAAACAGUGAUCGAAACGGCUACCGUAAAUUUGGCAGGUAGUGCCUAGAGUGCUUUUCAAGUAGAGUACAGUUAAUUUAAUAAGUAAACCUGUUUAUUUAGCGCAAGUAUAAACUACCCUGCGUUGUGUGCAUUUGUUGUGAUA
Molecule: messenger RNA, 693 nt
Organism: Anopheles coustani
Lineage: Eukaryota; Metazoa; Arthropoda; Insecta; Diptera; Culicidae
Gene: blp
Product: mitochondrial import inner membrane translocase subunit Tim16
Exons: 2
Coding region: 161-559 (132 amino acids)
Biological process (GO): protein import into mitochondrial matrix
Cellular component (GO): TIM23 mitochondrial import inner membrane translocase complex
Source: RefSeq, a predicted model, not a curated record